GGUGGCAAAGAGAAUAUGCGAAGGCAUAACGACAUUUUUCAAAGCAAAAAUAUCGUUUGCUCUACGAAUCUGUGUGUCUGAAUUCAAUCCUUUUGAGUAGAGAAGACGAUAAUGGGGGCAAUAUCAAUGACGUGGUCUCUUCCAUCGCUAACCUCUUCUAAGCUUCCCCGGGUCAAUCGAUAUCCAGGUAUGGCAUUUGCGACUGUGAAUAAGGAUACUGCGAGUUUGGGAGUUAAAGUUACUGAAGGAUUGGGAAAUUUGCCCAAGGUUGUGUUAACCUCCUCCCAUGGAAGUGAGGCCGAGCUAUACUUAUAUGGAGGCUGUGUUACAUCAUGGAAAGUUGGGAGCAAGGAUCUCCUUUUUGUUCGGCCAGAUGCUGUUUUCAAUGGGCAGAAACCGAUAAGUGGAGGGAUCCCGCAUUGUUUCCCCCAAUUUGGACCUGGCCCGAUGCAGCAGCAUGGAUUUGCAAGGAAUUCCAACUGGUCCAUUGUUGAUUCUGAAAAUGUGGACGGAUCUCCUGUUAUCACUUUAGAGCUUAAAGAUAGCCCUUACAGUCGCUCUAUGUGGGAUUACAGUUUUCAAGCAUUAUACAAGAUCACCCUAGACAAGAAAAGCCUUUCAACUGAAUUGAAAAUCACAAAUACUGACAAAACGGCGUUUUCAUUUACCACUGCUCUGCAUACAUAUUUCAGUGCUGCUGUAUCGGGUGCAUCGGUUAGAGGUCUAAAAGGUUGCAAGACACUCAACAAAGAUCCUGACCCUAAGAACCCAGUGGAGGGUAAGGAAGAAAGAGACGUAGUGACCUAUCCUGGAUUUGUUGAUUGUGUUUAUCUUGGGGCUGCUAAUGAGUUAUACCUGGAUAAUGGUCUGGGCGACAUCAUAUCAAUUAAGAAUACAAACUGGCCAGAUGCGGUUCUAUGGAAUCCACAUCUGACCAUGGAAGCAUGCUAUAAAGAUUUUGUAUGUGUUGAAAAUGCUCAGAUUGGAAAUGUUGAACUAGAGCCGGAGAAAUCAUGGGUGGCUACUCAACAACUCAGCGUUGGCUGAAUAGGAGAUAUAUCAGUACACACUGUCCACGGGAUACAGAUAGCAGGGAGACAACACUAGCAGCGAAGAUCAUCUGACCUGAGUAUGAUUCUUGGUAUCUUAAAGAGAAAUUUGCCACUUUCUGUACUACAAAAACACACUUCCACUGAUUUGAAUAAUAAUGGCAUAUGAAUCUGAUGCAUCUUUUGUCAAUCUUUUCAAGUUUUGUUAAACGAAAUUCCAAGCUUCCUUUGCAAA
Molecule: messenger RNA, 1284 nt
Organism: Cynara cardunculus var. scolymus (artichoke)
Lineage: Eukaryota; Viridiplantae; Streptophyta; Magnoliopsida; Asterales; Asteraceae
Product: putative glucose-6-phosphate 1-epimerase
Exons: 10
Coding region: 112-1047 (311 amino acids)
Biological process (GO): carbohydrate metabolic process
Molecular function (GO): carbohydrate binding; isomerase activity
Source: RefSeq, a predicted model, not a curated record